CAAAGGUUCAGAUAUCGUGGGAGGAUGCGGCAGACAUAUUGAAGACUUAGGAUGUCAGCAAGCAAAGUGAACCAGCAAGACAUUUUGGAAAAGCUGAAGAAGGAUGUUCGUUCCUUGCUCAUCUCAUCUAAGAUGGGCUUGGACCCUGAUCGGCUCAGGAAAGACUAUUGCACCAUGUUGGGGCACCCCAUGCCCCUGAAACAACUGGGCUUCAGACACAUCAUGGAUAUGGUGAAGGAGAUGCCUGACGUGGUGUCGAUUAAUUUCAGGCCAGAUGGGAGCAUAUAUUUAAAAGCUAUUGGCGACGAUUCCACCCGAAACAUCGAGGAGCUCGUGGCUAAGCAGCGCACGUCUAAGGCCGACACGAGGAAUAGGAGGGGUGUCAGCUACUUCUCGCCCCGCAACUCUUACCUGUCCCCCCAAGUGGUCCUUCCAAGAAGAGGUCGUGCUCCUCCAGCUGUUCCUGCUCAGCUGAGGACACAGCUUCGCCUACUGCUCUCCCAGGGUCCACUGAGGUUGUCUGACCUGGAGUCCACCUUCCUGCGCUGCUUUGGCCAGCCGCUGCGUGUCCACAAGUACGGCUUCUAUUCCACUGGAGAGAUGCUGGAAGGAGUGGCGGACCUGGUCCUUAUCCGGCAGGGCAGGCUGGGCUCAGUUCUGAGCCUGAGGGAACAUAUGCUGCCCAGGCCGCUACACAGACCGCUCAGCUCACUAAGGAGGACUGAGCAGAUAAAGUCAGAAUCGCCUAUAACCGACAAGUCAGCCUCCAAAGGGCUGGACAACAGAGCUCAGCCACCAACAAUACCCCCAGUCCCAGUAAAGCAGAGUCCUCUGAACCAGCCUGCUGCUGAGACUACUCUGGGCCCUGUCCAUAAAGAGACAACAACUGUCACUAACAAGCCACAGAUGGUUGAGAAGAAGCAGGAAGCGGACACAGAGCUCUGCCAGGAUGGGCGGCUCUUUCAGAAUCGUGUCCUUAAGCUAGAAAAGGAGCUUCGUCAGCGAAUCGUGGAGAAUGGAGUCGCUGGCACCAUUAGCCAGGAGCUGAAGGACAAGCUACGAAAGGUUGUACGUCAGACGAGUGGUGGAAUAUCUGUUCACGAUCUGCCUGCUGAGUACAAGAGGCUUUUUGGCGAGGAUAUUCCACUGCUGCAGAGCGGCUUUGUCAGUCUCACCGAGCUGGUCGGUGCCAUGAGUGACACCUUCUACCUGAGACCUGUAGUGGGUGACAAUGGGCAACACUGGAUAGUCAUGGACAUACAAGACAGUGAUGCUACACAUUCAGACUCAAAGGUGACCAAGAGAUUUGCCAAUGGUGGGAAGCCGCCAGUGAAGACCUACUACUUCAGCUGUGGAGAAUCUCCUUGGGAAAGCACACUGGAAGGAGAUGAUGAUGAUGAUAAAGUCAUCAUAAGGAGGGAGGAGCUAGAUACCAAUAACAAUUCCAAGACCCAGGAAAUGGUGUACCCUGUCAUUCAGGUGCACUCCAGCCCUACAGUGCCCCUGGAUGCCCUGCAGAGUCAACGUCUCAAACCGCCGACACGCCACGGUGCUCGAGAGCUUGUAGAGGUCCUGGUGGAACAGGUGGAGACACCCGGACAUUUCUACAUCCGCUUCAGUGAGAGUGAGGAGGCCCGAGCUAUGGAGGACAUGAUGAUUGAGAUGAGACGAUGUUACACCUGCCCUGAGGUAUCGGAGUGUUACUGCCUCCCUGAGCAAUUUGUCAGACAGGGUCAAGUCUGCUGUGUGUCACCCAAAGGAAUGUGGUUCUACCGGGUGGUGAUCCAUCGGAUCAUCAGCUCCACUCAGGUCGAGGUGUACUAUGUCGACUUUGGCGAUAUAACCGUGGUACAGAGCGCCAACCUCAAGUUCCUCAAGUCAUGUUAUUCAGCUCUUCCAGCACAGGCUGUUCCAUCAUCACUCGCUGGAAUUAAACCAACCACUGGCAGCUGGACAGCUGAGGCCAAGGCCUCCUUUUUGAAGCUGUGCUCCGAUCGCACCCUGGUGGGCGCUUUGGAUUGUUACACCGGAGAUGUGCUUCAGCUCUACCUGUGUGACACACAGACUGAUGUUGACAUCUACAUCCACACUGUCCUGUUGAGCCAGGGCCACGGGACAGCCUGCAGCCCUGCAGCCAGUGCAGCACUGUGUGUCCAGCCCCGACCAGUGAGUCUCUACCUGGGUGAGGGAAUGGUUGACCUGCCAGAGAUAGAAGAGGUGGCCAUUUUAUCCCCAAAGCAAGCAAGCAUACUUGAAAGGUCCAUGUCAGCUUCGCCAAAGGUUGAAGACAUGGAGCAGCCCGCCCUGGAGUUUAUUGAGGAAAGUGACGUCAGCCCCCAUACCCAGGGUGUGGACGGCAACCUGUUCGAAGCUUUACUUAAUGAUCAGUCCUUCAGCUCCAGUGAAUCGGGCUGGGUCUCGACCAUCAAAUCGCCUCCUGUCAGCCCCUCCUGCCCAACCUCAAGCCCUCUUGCUCCUUUAAAUUUAUUCCAGACCCAGAUGACCCCAGCUCACUGUGAAGCUGAUCUUAAAACUCUGAGCUUGACUCCUCCACCAACUCCAUCCAGCAUUCAUUCCAGCUCCCACUGUCCGACACCAGAAGAGGAGCAGCACCGGCCUAAAGUAGCUGCCCCCUUGUUGGUUAGGCCACCACCCAUCCUGAGGACUCUUAGCCUCCACACCCCAGACCUGGGCCGAAUCCAGGACUGCACUCAAGCUCCACCAGUUUCUCCACUCCACCUGCACAACUCUGGCAUGCUAUUUCCUCUGUUUGGGGCCAGGUAGGUCUCCUCCUGCCUCCAUCAUCCACUUAACAUCCAAUCCAACAGCCUGAAUGAGUCAAAACCCAAAGGAAGGAACAUUUAUUCCUUAAUAACUUUGACUACUAAUAAAAAGUAGGGACAUUCUUUGAGAAUCCAGUUUUGGAAUCACUUUGUCAACAAGCACUUGUGUUAUUUACUAAGUUAAUUUUAAUCUAUGAUAGAUGAGUUAAUUUGUGUGUUAGGCUCUGUUAGUUAGUUUGAUAUUGGUGUAAUUAUAGAACUUUCUUAACAGUUAAGUGUUGGGAGACAAAGAAUUCAGGAAAUGGAUGGCUGUUCUUUAUAAAUGUGAAUAAGCUUGUAAAUUCUUUUUGUUUUUAAAAACUUUUUCGUUGUGUUAAAUGCCAUCAAGAUGUCUAUAAUAUGUUUAUAGUGUGAUUUAAUUUUC
Molecule: messenger RNA, 3207 nt
Organism: Epinephelus moara (kelp grouper)
Lineage: Eukaryota; Metazoa; Chordata; Actinopteri; Perciformes; Serranidae
Gene: tdrd5
Product: tudor domain containing 5
Exons: 18
Coding region: 52-2784 (910 amino acids)
Biological process (GO): spermatogenesis
Source: RefSeq, a predicted model, not a curated record